UCAUAUACUAUGGAUAGAGCUACUGGCUAAAUAUUUGAAGUCAACAUAACUAUGGUGAAUUGUGGCAAAUACGCAUGCGCGCAAUAUACAUCUUGCGCAGUCGCGACGGCGCAUAGUUUACCCGUCGGCCGUAAUCACCGCUGAUUUUGACAGUGAUAAGUUAUCACUGAUAACAAAGAAACAAAAUUCCUGUUGUUUUUUUUUAUUUAAAUUUUAAGUUUAAACCUGACUUUAAACUAAAUUAUUAUUUAUUUUAAAAUGAAUAAUAAAAACAAAAAUGCUUGUAGGUUUUGCCUUAAAACUCCAGCUAUGCAUCCAGGCAUCUCUUUACACUCAUUUCCUAGUGACACUAAAAUUCGAAAAUUGUGGCUCACAGCUUGUGGCAUUCGAGAAGAGGAUUUCAAACAUAACUUAAAACUUUGUUCACUUCACUUUGAAGAAAAUUGUUUUAAAUAUAAUGCUGUAAGAAGAUCCUUGAAACCUGGUUCAAUACCAACUAAGCUUUCAAGUAGAGCAAAAAGUUUUUUUGUAUCUGGAUCAUUUUGUAACUUGUCAAGUGCCAAUUCAAUGGAAAUACAACCUGAUGAUCAAGUUGCCUCAACUUCAAGUAUAACAAAAAGUCUUUUUGAAUCUGGAUCAUUUUUUAACUUGUCAAGUGCCAAUUCAAUGGAAAUACAACCUGAUGAUCAAGUUGCUUCAACUUCAAGUAUAAGAAAAAGUCUUUUUGAAUCUGGAUCAUUUUGUAACUUGUCAAGUGCCAAUUCAAUGGAAAUACAACUUGAUGAUCAAGACGCUUCAACUUCAACUAAUAUCGAAGUUUCCAGUACUGAAGUGUGGAAUGCUCAAGUAUCCAGUUGUGAAGCGUUCAAUACAGAAAUGACUGAAGAUUCUUAUACAAUUACUCCCAAAAGAAAACGAAGGACGUAUUAUAUUGGUGAUAUAAAAUCUCCUGACUUAUGUACUCCCCGCAGAGCUAAAGUUCAUUUUAACAAUGCUAAGUUAAAAAUUCUUAAAAGUCGCAAAAGAAUUAAAGUUUUGAACCAAAAAGUUAAUCGACUAAAAAAGAAACUCUCAUCAAUGGCUGAUUUAUUUGCACAUUUGAAAAGUAAAAAUCUGAUAACAGAAGAAGCACACGAUACAAUUUUGGUAAACACUAAACAUAUUUUUGGUCGGUGUAUUGUUAUGUGUUUAGUUUAUUUUUAUUAUUAUUUAAUUCAUCACAAUUUACAAUAUACAAUUGUGUAUAAUGUUCACAAAAAAAAAUUUAAGAAUUUUAAACUAAUAAUUCUAAGAAUAACAAUUAUAUACAAUAUAUAUAUUUAAUAUUCCAUUUGUAUUUUGUUAUGGUAAAUGUUAAUUAGAUGUAUGUCGUUGUAGUUUUCUUAACUGUAUUAGAAUAACAAUUAUUAUUUAUUUAUUUCCAUUAGAAUGUAAUGUUAUGGUAAAUGUUAAUUAGAUGUGUUUUUAACUUUUCCUCCUAAUAAAUGUAUUAUUUAUAUGUGAAAACUCUAAAAAACUUAGUUUAAUUUAUACUUAACCCACCUCUUCAUAAUCCUGGC
This is a messenger RNA of Acyrthosiphon pisum (pea aphid), 1559 nucleotides long. RefSeq lists its product as uncharacterized. The record is from RefSeq and is a predicted model, not a curated record. The coding region runs from base 259 to 1323 and encodes 354 amino acids. Lineage: Eukaryota; Metazoa; Arthropoda; Insecta; Hemiptera; Aphididae. The transcript is spliced from 5 exons. Gene Ontology annotation, molecular function: sequence-specific DNA binding.